AUGGCCUUGCCAACGGCUCGACCCCUGUUGGGGUCCUGUGGGACCUCCGCCCUUGGCAGCCUCCUGUUCCUGCUCUUCAGCCUCGGAUGGGUGCAGCCCUCGAGGGCCCUGGCUGGAGAGACAAGGCAGGAGGCUGCGCCCCUGGAUGGAGUCCUGACCAAUGCACCUGACAUUGCCAGCCUCUCCCCACGCCAACUCCUUGGCUUCACGUGUGUGGAGGUGUCUGGCCUGAGCACAGAGCUCGUCCAGGAGCUGGCUGUGGCCUUGGGACAGAAGAAUGUCAAGCUCUCCGCAGAGCAGCUGCGCUGUCUGGCUCACCGGCUCUCUGAGCCCCCCGAGGACCUGGACGCCCUCCCGCUGGACCUGCUGCUAUUCCUCAACCCAGACGCGUUCUCGGGGCCCCAGGCCUGCACCCACUUCUUCUCCCGCGUCGCGAAGGCCAACGUGGAUCUGCUCCCGCGGGGGGCUCCUGAGAGACAGCGGCUGCUGCCCGCGGCUCUGGCCUGCUGGGGUGUGCGGGGGUCUCUGCUGAGCGAGGCUGAUGUACAGGCUCUGGGAGGCCUGGCUUGUGACCUGCCUGGGCGCUUUGUGGCCGAGUCGGCAGAAGUGGUGCUACCCCGGCUGGUGCGCUGCCUGGGACCCCUGGACCAGGACCAGCAGGAAGCAGUCAGGGCAGCUCUGCAGAGAGGAGGACCCCCCUACGGCCCCCCGUCAACGUGGUCUAUCUCCACCCUGGACGCUCUGCAGAGCCUGUUGCCUGUGCUGGGCCAGCCCGUCAUCCACAGCGUCCCGCAGGGCAUCCUGGCCGCAUGGCGGCAACGCUCCUCUCGGGACCCAUCCUGGCGGCAGCCUGAACAGACCGUCCUCCGGCCGAGGUUCCGGCGGGACGUGGAGAGGACAACCUGUCCCCCAGAGAAAGAGGUCCACGAGAUAGACGAGAGCCUCAUCUUCUACAAGAAGCGGGAGCUGGAAGCCUGCGUGGAUGCAGCCCUGCUGGCCGCCCAGAUGGACCGUGUGAACGCCAUCCCCUUCACCUACGAGCAGCUGGACGUCCUAAAGCAUAAACUGGAUGAGCUCUACCCACAAGGCUACCCCGAGUCUGUGACCCGGCACCUGGGCCACCUCUUCCUCAAGAUGAGCCCUGAGGACAUUCGCAAAUGGAACGUGACGUCCCUGGAGACCCUGAAGGCUCUGCUCAAAGUCAGCAAGGGGCAUGAAAUGAGUGCUCAGGCUCCUUCGUGGCCCGUCCCACAGGUGGCCACCCUGAUUGACCGCGUUGUGGUGGGAAGGGGCCAGCUAGACAAAGACACCGUAGACACGCUGACUGCCUUCUGCCCCGGGUGCCUGUGCUCCCUCAGCCCCGAGCGGCUGAGCUCCAUGCCCCCCAGCGACAUCGGGGCGGUCAGGCCCCAGGACCUGGACACGUGUGGCCCGAGGCAGCUGGACGUCCUCUAUCCCAAGGCCCGCCUUGCUUUCCAGAACAUGAGCGGGUCCGAAUACUUCGUGAAGAUCCGGCCCUUCCUGGGUGGGGCCCCCACGGAGGAUUUGAAGGCUCUCAGUCAGCAGAAUGUGAGCAUGGACUUGGCCACGUUCAUGAAGCUGCGGAGGGAAGCGGUGCUGCCGUUGACUGUGGCUGAGGUGCAGAAACUUCUGGGACCCCACGUGGAGGGCCUGAAGGUGGAGGAGCAGCACAGCCCCGUGCGGGACUGGAUCCUAAAGCAGCGGCAGGACGACCUGGACACGCUGGGGCUGGGGCUACAGGGCGGCAUCCCCAACGGCUACCUGAUCCUAGACCUCAGUGUGCGAGAGGCCCUCUCGGGGACGCCCUGCCUCCUAGGACCUGGACCUGUACUCACCGUCCUGGCUUUGCUCCUGGCCUCCACCCUGGCCUGAGGACCCUACUCCUUCGCUGGCCCCAGCCCUGCUGGGGAUCCCCGCCUGGCCAGGAGCAGGCAUGGGUGGUCCCUGUUCCACCCCAGGAGAACCUGCGCUCAGUAAACGCGAACAUGCCCCCUGCAGACA
This is a messenger RNA of Mandrillus leucophaeus (drill), 2022 nucleotides long. RefSeq names its product mesothelin (gene MSLN). Gene Ontology annotation, biological process: cell-matrix adhesion. Gene Ontology annotation, cellular component: cell surface. The transcript is spliced from 16 exons. NCBI's taxonomy places the organism in Eukaryota, Metazoa, Chordata, Mammalia, Primates, Cercopithecidae. The record is from RefSeq and is a predicted model, not a curated record. Bases 1 to 1893 code for a protein of 630 amino acids.